AUGGUGGUCCUUUACCUCGGUCCUGCGCAUGGGGCACCGCCAGUCAGACCGCCGUCGGAGGAGGAGGCCCCCGUGGCGCCUCCUACCUUUGUCUUGAUGUCCUUUACCAAACUGGCUUCCCCAAACGCUCAAAGUCCCGGGCCGGAGCCCCAGGGCCGUCCCGCCGCCCUGCCGCCGAGCAUCCGGGUCAACACGCCCGAACAGAUCCUGAUAGCCCACAGGAACCGGGAACAGAUUCUAUUGGGUCACUUGGGGGCCCCCGUAGAGGUUUCGAGUAAUGGGUCCGGGGGCUCCGGCGGUUCGGCUCCGGCGAGGGUUCCGGAGAUAACAAAGCCGACUCCGGUGGCGGCGCGAGGACACCAGCUGGCGAUACCGAGUCCGCUGUUCGCUUUGCCGACGUUGUCUUUCACGGCGGAACAGCCGAGUCCGCUGUUGGCUUUGCCAAUGUUGUCUUUCACGGCGGAACAGGUGAGUUCGGUUUGCGAGACUUUGGAGGAAUCAGGAGACAUCGAAAGGUUGGCCAGGUUUCUGUGGUCCAUUCCGAUUGCCCAUCCGAAUAUUUUGGAGUUGGACAGGUCGGAGGCCGUCUUAAGGGCCAGGGCCAUCGUGGCCUUUCACAGUGGACACUUUAGGGAGUUGUAUGCGAUUUUGGAAAGGCACAAAUUCACGAGGGACUCCCAUGGAAAACUGCAGGCUAUGUGGCUGGAGGCUCACUAUCAGGAAGCAGAGAAGUUAAGAGGUCGCCCUUUGGGUCCAGUCGAUAAAUACAGGGUCCGAAAAAAGUUUCCUCUUCCUCGGACUAUUUGGGAUGGCGAACAGAAGACACAUUGUUUCAAGGAGAGGACGAGGUGUCUUCUUAGAGAAUGGUACCUACAGGACCCCUACCCCAACCCCACAAAAAAACGAGAGCUGGCCCAGGCGACCGGUUUGACUCCGACCCAAGUUGGAAAUUGGUUCAAAAAUCGGAGGCAGAGGGACAGGGCGGCUGCUGCCAAAAAUAGGUAA
Molecule: messenger RNA, 1005 nt
Organism: Ctenocephalides felis (cat flea)
Lineage: Eukaryota; Metazoa; Arthropoda; Insecta; Siphonaptera; Pulicidae
Product: homeobox protein SIX6-like
Exons: 6
Coding region: 1-1005 (334 amino acids)
Biological process (GO): regulation of transcription by RNA polymerase II
Cellular component (GO): nucleus; transcription regulator complex
Molecular function (GO): DNA-binding transcription factor activity, RNA polymerase II-specific; RNA polymerase II cis-regulatory region sequence-specific DNA binding
Source: RefSeq, a predicted model, not a curated record